Molecule: messenger RNA, 987 nt
Organism: Funneliformis geosporum
Lineage: Eukaryota; Fungi; Glomeromycota; Glomeromycetes; Glomerales; Glomeraceae
Source: the annotation of a GenBank genome assembly
AUGGAUCCGGAGAAGCUUGGUGAACGUGUUAUUCUCCCAGUCAGAGAUUCUAAUCGAUUUAAAUUGCUUAAUAAGGCUAAAAAUGAGUUUCUGAAUAGAUAUGAUAAGAAAAUUCCAUUUUCUUGUGUAAUUGAAGGAUUAGUAGAUGAUAAGGAAGUUCUUGUUGCCUUCGUGGAUCAAUCAGAAGGGACACCUGUCCACUUACCAGCUGAAUUUGAGAGCUUUCCUGUGUUGAUUUCUUAUGAAGCUCUUGAAUUAUACCAUCGUUCAUAUCACAAAGACCUUAUACCUGGCAUAAGUAUCGGUGAACAAGAUGAACCAUUAAAUGCAAUUACACUUGGUCCUUUAUUUCAAAAUACUGCAGUAUCCAAUAAAACAUUUAUAUUAACUGCAAAGCAUGGCGUGGGAAAGGAGGAUGAAAAUUUUAAUUAUAAGGUUAACGCAAGCGCAUGUGCUAAGGUCACAAGGUACAAUUUUAUUGGAGCUGAUUCGGCUUGUCAUUAUCUUGACUACGCUUUCUGUGAAACGGUGAAGGAUCGAGAAAUUCCAAAAUUACCAAACAUACCAUUUGAACAACAUAUUCAAAUUCGUAGUAUAAAGACCUCUGUAAAUAAUAAUGAUAAAUUUGUAUAUGUUAAGAAGGUUGGAAGAACCACUUUCCUCAGAGAAGGGUUAAUACAAGAUAUGUGGAUGCCUUUUUAUCCUCCUAUUGUCAAAAGGAAAGGUAAGAAAAAACCUAAAGAAAGAAGUCGAAGGUUUGCAUUGCAAGUUCUUGGUAUUAAUCGACAAACAUUUUCUGAACGUGGGGACUCCGGUGCACCAGUAUUCGAUAAUGAUGGUAAAUUAUGGGGGAUUGUUAUUGCAGGAAUUAGUAGGGUCUCUUAUGUAAUUCCUAUUCAUUUGAUUUUGGAUAACGUCAAAGAAAAAUUUAAUGUGAUAUUCACUUUAAAGAAAGAACCGGAGGAAAAAGAACUGGAGGAAUCUUGA